Nycticebus coucang (slow loris) is the source of this 3066-nucleotide messenger RNA. RefSeq names its product homeobox D9 (gene HOXD9). Lineage: Eukaryota; Metazoa; Chordata; Mammalia; Primates; Lorisidae. The coding region runs from base 1512 to 2546 and encodes 344 amino acids. Gene Ontology annotation, cellular component: nucleus. Gene Ontology annotation, biological process: embryonic skeletal system morphogenesis; regulation of transcription by RNA polymerase II; DNA-templated transcription. The record is from RefSeq and is a predicted model, not a curated record. The transcript has 2 exons. Gene Ontology annotation, molecular function: DNA-binding transcription factor activity, RNA polymerase II-specific; RNA polymerase II cis-regulatory region sequence-specific DNA binding.
GGGGUCUAGCGUCGGAGGAAAACCUGUGCUACAGGCAAAGGCAGCCCUUCUGAAACAAAAUCAGAAGACCAUUGGCAAAGGCAAUUAAUCAGGCCAUAAGUAGCCAUUUACCCCCUUUUUUUCCAGGGCUGGCUGUGGGCUGGGAGCUCUCCAAAGGCGAGCUGGGCAACUUGUAGAGUGAGGAAUAUGCUCUCCGCCACCGGCGCCCUGGCCUCUUUUGUGUCGGCUCCCAGCCGAGCUUCCGAGGCUUUGUACCAUGGAUUUGGGAGUGACAAUGGGUAUUUCCCUCAGAUUCAAGGCUGCUCAGCCUUACCUCUGGAGAAAAAAAAUUUUUUUUUCAAAAGGGAGUGGCCCAAGGACCUGGCCAUUCGGCCGGAUUUUUUAGACAUCUCCAGAAUCCGCUUGGAGACCUCUAAGUGUGAAUCUCGAGAAGCUGCCCUGGCCGGGGAGCCGCGGUUUCCGGCGGCCUGAUGGAGACAGCGCUGGGGUGGCGGGCGGGAACUGUCCUGCACUAGCAAUUGGGUUAUGCCCUGUGGCGUGUUCUCUUCCAGGGCCCUUCCAGCAGCCCCAGAGAAGACGAGGCGCCCUGGCUGUCACUGUCCGUGCUCUACCGACUCGCCCGCCCACCAGCUUUUCCGAGGGCAGAGAAGCCCCUCUGCGGCCACUGCCACCUGGUCGGUCCGCAAGCUACGCUGCCCCUGCUCGCCCCUCGGGCCGCGGCGUGUGCCCAGCCUCACGUCGAGGGUGUGUGUGGCCGCGCGGGCGUGUGCGAAUGUGGUAGGGGGAGGGGGCCCUCCGAACUGCUCCAUCCGUCCGUUUUAUUAGGGACACAUUAAUCUAUAAUCAAAUACACCUCAUAAAAUUUUUAUUGAAAGGCAUAAUAUCAUUACAGAGGUCUUCCACCUGUUUUAAACAACACGACAAGCUGUGAGAGCGCGCGUGUGGGUACGUGUGGGGAGGGUGGGUUAGGGCUGGAAGGAAGGCAGGGGAGAGCAGCUCCCCUCUGGCGCCAGAGGCCGCCCCUGCAGGCCCGCCUGCCUCUGGCCACACUCGGCCUCGCUUGCCCCCCAGCUCCUCUUGCGCGGGUCCCGCGAGGUCCCCAGCUCAACUCCGGGAGCUGGGGAGUCAGAGCCUGGGUCUCGAUUGCAGGACCGAGGGCAGCAAGAGGAGGCGAACAAAUAGUCCCCAGCGCCUCCUCCGGCCGCGAUCCCGUGUGCGGUCUCGACCGCCACCAGGUGGGACCGGCCGGGCCAGGAUGAGCUGGCACAUGGACCUGGGCCCGCCGGCUCUAAUUGCGGCGCUUAUGUUGAUGAUAAUUUUUUUUUUUAAAUCACAGCAGCCCCCAGUUUAGCGGACUGAUUUACUCCUGGUAUUGGUAAAUAUGAUCACGUGGGCCGCGCGACCAAUGGUGGAGGCUGCAGCCUGCGAACUAGUCGGCGGCUCGGACGCUGGCGGGGAGCGGCUCGGCGGCGGGCAGUGCAACCUUGGGUGGGAGCGCGCGGCGCCUCAAAAUGUCUUCCAGUGGCACCCUCAGCAACUACUACGUGGACUCGCUCAUAGGCCAUGAGGGCGACGAGGCGUUCGCGGCGCGCUUCGGGCCGCCAGGGCCAGGCGCGCAGGGCCGGCCUGCAGGUGUGGCCGAAAGCCCGGCCGCCGCCGCCGCCGAGUUCACCUCGUGUAGUUUUGCCCCCAAGUCGGCCGUGUUCUCCGCCUCGUGGUCCGCGGUGCCCGCCCAGCCCCCGGCGGCGGCAGCGAUGAGCGGCCUCUACCACCCGUACGUGCCCCCGCCGCCCCUGGCCGCCUCCGCCUCUGCCUCUGAGCCUGGCCGCUACGUGCGCUCCUGGAUGGAGCCGCUGCCCAGCUUCCCGGGCGGCGCGGGCGGCGGCGGCGGCGGCGGCCCGGGCCCCGGUCCCAGCCCCGGCCCCAGCCCCGGCGGCCCAGCCAACGGGCGCCACUACGGGAUUAAGCCUGAAACCCGAGCGGUCUCAGCCACCGCUGCCUCCACCACCUCUUCCUCCACUUCCUUGUCCUCCUCCUCCAAACGGACUGAGUGCUCCGCGGCCCGUGAGUCCCAGGGGAGCAGCGGCUCCGAGUUCUCGUGCAACUCGUUCCUGCGGGACAAGGCGGCAGCGGCGGCUGGAGGAAGCGGGCCCGGGGUGGGGAUCGCGGCCGGGGCCGAAGCCGGCGCCGGGGCGGGAGGCUCGUCGGAACCUUCGGCUUGCAGCGACCACCCGAGCCCAGGUUGCCCGCUGAAGGAGGAGGAGAAGCAGCAUCCGCAGCCGCCGCAGCAGCAACUUGACCCAAACAACCCUGCAGCGAACUGGAUUCACGCUCGCUCCACCCGGAAAAAGCGUUGUCCCUACACGAAAUACCAGACGCUAGAGCUGGAGAAGGAAUUUCUCUUCAACAUGUACCUCACCCGGGACCGGCGCUACGAGGUGGCCAGGAUUCUGAACCUCACAGAGAGACAGGUCAAAAUCUGGUUCCAGAACCGUAGGAUGAAAAUGAAAAAGAUGAGCAAAGAGAAAUGUCCCAAGGGAGACUGACCCGGCAUGGUGCGGGCGGGAGCGCCCCAAAAGCAGCGGUUUUGUCUUUUCUUUGUGGGUGCUUGAUUUCCAGAAACUCUCCAGCGACUCAGACUUCUAUUAUUAUUAUUAUUUUAUUAUUAUUAUUAUUUUGUUUUUUAGGUAGAAGUGACUGUGUGGUUGGUCUCCGUGAGGUAUUCGGGGGACUCUGUAUUUGCUGGCUUAUGUAUGGGAGAAAUCAAGUGGCUUUGGGGUUUCACACCCUAUCCCACUCCCUCUCUUUCCUGCUCCCUUGGUUUCUUGGGAAAUGCUGUAUUUUGUGAGUGCACGCAGGCUUGAGGAGCCCUCUCCUGUAAAUGUUCCCCAUGUUUCUGAAAAGUGCUGUAGUUUAGUCCCCCAGCGCUGCCCAUACAAGAGCCAGGCGCAAGUCCACGAGUGAAGGCAGAGCGGCGACGACUCAGACAUCUCCACUGCUAGCUUGCUCCGAAGUCCUCCUGGAUGUCCCCACCCCCCCUCUUCCGAAAGCCCCUUUUCCUCAGGG